AUGCGAGAAUUUCCUCCAAACCCUGAAGCAGAGAGCAUGUUUGUGAGGUUUAUGUCUUUUGCUGGUAGUGGUGAUUCUACUCUUCCUGAUCCACGGGAAAUCGGAGAGAAACCUUUAACAUUAUCUUCAUCCACCAAAGUUGUUAACCAUAAAAUUUCUCAGUUGGCACCAAGCCACCAACAAAGCAUGAAGGCAAGGAUUAUCACCCCAACAGACAAGAGACGGAACACCCUCACCACACUUUGCAUUGAUGGAUUGUGUGACUUACUCUUAGGUCUUGCAGGACGAACUUUCAUCAUCCAAUGCACAGACAGAGGCACAGUCUUCGCUGAAGGAGAACCAUGUUGGGCCAUCGACAGUUAUGAUGCGGAACUCCGGGCUCUAAUUCAAGGGCUCAAAGCUGUCAGCCAACUCAAGCUCGAGCUCGGCUCGAGUCAAAAUCUUGGAACCAGUCUCUUGGGUCUAUGGUUUUCUCUCCUACUUUUGUCCCAAGGAGUUGCUUCAGUAGAUUAUGCAUCGGCUCUAACAAAGUCUCUGCUAUAUUAUGAAGCUCAGAGAUCCGGAAACUUACCUCCCAACCAGAGAGUGCAAUGGCGAGGGAACUCUGGUCUCCAAGAUGGAAAGGAUGCGGGCAUUGAUCUCGUCGGAGGGUACUAUGACGCCGGGGACAACGUGAAAUUCGGGUUUCCGAUGGCAUUUACAGUGACGAUGCUUUCAUGGAGCGCAGUGGAGUUUGGGGCUGAGCUCUCGGCAAAGAAAGAGCUCAAACAUGCCUUGGAUGCCAUUAAGUGGGGGACCGAUUACUUGAUCAAAGCUCACCCACAGCCCGACGUUCUGUAUGGCGAAGUUGGGGACGGCAACUCCGAUCAUGCCUGCUGGAUGAGACCAGAAGAUAUGACCACCCCAAGAACUGCUUAUAGGAUUGAUGACCAACACCCUGGAGCAGACCUCGCUGGAGAAACAGCAGCUGCUCUUGCCGCUGCAUCGAUAGCUUUCCGCAAAGCCAAUCCUCAAUAUGCUUCUAAACUUCUCACUCAUGCAAAGCAGCUCUUUGUCUUUGCUCGCAAUCACCCGGGCGUGUAUCAAACCAGCAUUCCGGUCGCCGGAGCGUUUUACUCCAGCAGUGGAUUUGAGGAUGAACUGCUCUGGGCAGCUGCAUGGCUCCAUCGAAACACAAAUGAUCAUACUUACUUGGAUUACCUUGGCAGCUCCGGUAACACAGGCGGCACUAGAUCCAUGUUUUCUUGGGACGACAAAUUUGUGGGAGCCCAGGUUCUAGUCUCAAAGCUUGUUCUGGAAGGAAAAGUUCAAAACACAGGGAAGUGGGCAGAAUACAGGAGUGAGGCGGAGCAGUUCAUCUGCAAUUGCGUUCAGAAAGGGAAUAACAACGUGCAGAGGAGUCCCGGGGGUCUGUUGUGGUGGCAGCCGUGGAACGACCUUCAAUAUACCACCUCCGCUAUGUUCGUCGCAACCGCCUAUUCUGAGUAUCUGACGGCCGCCCGUGCCACCAUCCAGUGCCAAGGGGGUAGAGUUGGGCCUUCGGAUCUAAUUUCAUUCGUUCGUUCACAGGCGAAUUACAUUCUGGGUUCAAACCCGAAGGGAAUGAGUUAUAUGGUGGGAUUCGGGUCAAGCUAUCCUCAAAUGGUCCAUCAUAGAGGUGCUUCCAUUGUGUCGAUCAAGAAGGACAGGACACCGGUGACAUGCAAAGGUGGCUACGACAUGUGGUUUAACAGAAAUGCACCGAAUCCGAACGUGUUGGUCGGGGCCAUCGUCGGAGGCCCGGAUCAGAAUGAUGCUUACACAGAUUCGAGGUCAAACUUCCAGCAAGCAGAGCCUGCAACCGUUAAUACAGCACCUUUCGUUGGAGUUUUGGCCAAACUUGCAUGA
Messenger RNA from Nelumbo nucifera (sacred lotus), 1887 nucleotides. Its product is annotated as endoglucanase 12-like. Gene Ontology annotation, biological process: carbohydrate metabolic process. The record is from RefSeq and is a predicted model, not a curated record. Gene Ontology annotation, molecular function: hydrolase activity, hydrolyzing O-glycosyl compounds. NCBI's taxonomy places the organism in Eukaryota, Viridiplantae, Streptophyta, Magnoliopsida, Proteales, Nelumbonaceae.